CUUAGAUGCUUUUUUAAAGUUGUUUUGCAACAUUAAUCUGUUUCUGAUGGUUGAUAUGAGUGCCUUCUGCAUCAGGCUAUGUCAAGAAUGCCAAACUUUGAUUGAAAACCAUGAUAACAUAAAGCUUCUCAGCAAUGCGAGGAAUAACUUGAAUACAACCUUAAAGGAUGAAGUCCCAACCAAGCCAAGAUUGCCAUCAAGUCCAUACCAAAAGCCUCUGAAAUCAGUCGUGCCACCACUGAUUCCAACUGAAGAUGAGCAGGAGAAGCAAGAAGAAGUCUUCAUGGGAACUCUUGUAAAGCUUUUAGUCGACGCCUGUGCAUCUGUUUUGAAAUUCUUGGGGAAAAGCAUUCAAACUAUCAAGAACAAAGCCAGCAGAAAUAGCAGCAUAAGAAUUCAAUUGGGUUCAUGUUUAAACCCUUAGAACAAUAGAAUACAUGUUUCAGUGUAUAAUGUACAUAGCUGUUUUAAUAAAACAAGCCUAGUUUUGAUGCAUGAGAUUUGAGUUAAUUGAUAUCACAACAUGUACAUAUAAUUUUCAGUCUUCACACCACAUUACUAUCAAAAGAACUGUCGUAUGAAUAAAAUAUGCACAACAAUUACAAAACAAGAACCGUCGUAUGUAUAUAAUAGAUACGACGGUUACAAAAUAAAAACUGACUUAUGAAUCUCAAACAGACAACAAAUGUUCAUAAAAACCGUGGUAUGAAUAAAUGUCACACCACGGCAAAUUGCUGUCGACAGCUUGUCGACAGAUCUGCCGAUCCCAUCAG
Messenger RNA from Rosa rugosa (rugosa rose), 773 nucleotides. RefSeq lists its product as uncharacterized. NCBI's taxonomy places the organism in Eukaryota, Viridiplantae, Streptophyta, Magnoliopsida, Rosales, Rosaceae. The transcript has 2 exons. The record is from RefSeq and is a predicted model, not a curated record. Bases 47 to 424 code for a protein of 125 amino acids.